AACGCGACGAUCCUUAACUUCCUUCAUCAUGGCACCUCGUCUCAUUGACUCCGACUCCAGCGACGACGACGCCCCUGAGGCGGUCACCCUUACCCAAUCCAAAACCGCAGCUCGCGAGCGCUCGAAGGCGCUCACGCAGCAUCAUGCUGAGCUGAACGAGAAGAAGCGCGAGAAGAAUAGGCGGCGCGAUCAGCAGCUGAAGGAGCAGGCGAAGGAUCGGAAACCCGGCAGGAAAGGGAAGGAUGAGAGCGACGAGGAUGAGGGGAGCGACGACGGCGCGGACUCGGCUGCCAUAGCACGUAUGGAGAAGGCGAUGCGCGAGGCGGAGAGGGAGUCGGAUGAGGAAGGGGACGAAGAUGAAGAAGAGGACGAGGACGAGGAGAUGCUAGGAGAUAAUGACUCUGAAGGGGGCAGCGACGAUGAUGGAGACAUGGACGAAGACGACGAGGACGACAGCGAAGCCUCCGAAGACGAGGUCGUCUUCCCCUCAAAUCCCAAUCACCUCCCCGAUCACUUCUUCACCUCCGCAUUCGCCUCCUCCUACCGUCCCUCGAAAGGAGACGCAAAGAAGGACGCAGACAAGUCAGCGGGGAAGAAGCAGAAGAAGCGUCGGCGACCUAAGUCGGGCGCGAAGGACAUCGUCUUGGGCGCGCGCACAUUCCGAGUCAACUCAUCCGGUCCCAAGCAUCCGUCUGCGGCUGCAACAAUCCCUUCAGCGAAAGUACGGAAGUUUGUCGAUCGCAGUCUCGCUCUCAAGGGAAGUGCUGCUCGCACGCGCGGAUGGGAGAGAAGACCAGUACACCUGGGAGCCAUGCGUCGCAAUGGCGCACCCGCCAGCUUCGUUCGCAAUCAGUACACAUCAUGAACCUGUACAUCGCGCUUUCGAGAUCAUCUACUGCCUGCUUGCAUCGGUC
Molecule: messenger RNA, 914 nt
Organism: Schizophyllum commune H4-8
Lineage: Eukaryota; Fungi; Basidiomycota; Agaricomycetes; Agaricales; Schizophyllaceae
Exons: 3
Coding region: 29-865 (278 amino acids)
Source: RefSeq, a predicted model, not a curated record